Messenger RNA from Bactrocera oleae (olive fruit fly), 4825 nucleotides. NCBI's taxonomy places the organism in Eukaryota, Metazoa, Arthropoda, Insecta, Diptera, Tephritidae. The record is from RefSeq and is a predicted model, not a curated record.
AGUAUUGUCUGGCAAUUAAAUUUAAUGACGUAGUCUGGCAACGUACACUAUUAGCAGGGUUUGUUUUUUACAUUCUGUUACAAGUUCGCGCGUAAUAACAUUUAAAGUUAUUCUUUAUUUUGAUGAAGCAUUAAUUAAGUACAGGAAAAGUAGGGAGAGAAAUUACUGCCAUCCUUUGCAGCAAGCACUUAAAGAUUGCAAUAUGUCUGAUUCAUCUGAUUAUUGGUUUGAUUUGACUCUGGACCAAGAGGCGCUACAUAAUGUAGUGGACACACCAAAUAAAUCACUAUUGCACACAGGAGAACAUUGUCUAGGGUUCGAUAACAAUGUUGGCGAUUCGUGGCUGUAUCCUAGUAAUUUACCGGAGCGGACCUACCAGUUAAGCAUAGUAAAAUCAUCACUCUUCAAUAACACACUCGUUGUGUUGCCGACUGGACUUGGUAAAACAUUCAUUGCUGCAGUUGUAAUGUAUAAUAUCUACCGAUGGUAUCCGACUAGUAAAGUCAUAUUUAUGGCACCAACUCGCCCAUUGGUGGCACAACAAAUUGAGGCAUGCCAACGUGUAAUGCCGUUUCCUGAAGAAGAUACUGUUGAGCUGACUGGUAAAUUGCAUCGUAACAGUCGCAAAGAAAUUUGGAAGAAGAAACGUGUGUUCUUUGCAACACCUCAGGUGGUGCUGUCCGAUAUGUUUGCCGAUGACGACAAAUGUCAGUCCGAUUUAAAUUUUCCUUUUAAACAAGUAAAACUGAUUGUCGUAGACGAAGCUCAUCGGGCAAAGGGACGAUAUGCAUAUACGGAAGUAGUUAGAGCCAUGAAGGAGCGAAAUAAUUACUUUAGAGUUGUGGCACUCUCAGCAACUCCUGGUCGUACGAUGGAAGAUAUUGCUGAAGUCGUACAAAAUCUGCUCAUAUCUCAUAUUGAAGUACGUUGUGACACAUCAGAAGAUGUACUGCCUUAUAUUCAUAAACGGAAUAUGAAAACGGUUGUGGUACAGCUUGGAAAUGAAAUAAAAGAAUUAUAUGCAGAGAUCUUAUCAAUUAUAGAUCCUUAUCUAAAGGACUUAAUAAGUGCUAACGUAUUAAGAGGAUCGUUGAAAAACAUUUCACGUAAUUUUCUUUUGUUCGAACAGAAACGGUUUCGGGAAAUUAAACAAAAUCCGCAGCAUUCAAACAUAUCGGUUUCAAAAAAUUUUUCAUUUUGUAUUAGUAUGUAUCAUGCUCUAGAACUAUUGGAACGCCAUGGCAUUCGCGUAUUUCUUAAUUAUUUCGAGGAGGACGAAGAUGGGCGAAAUAAGUUUGUUGUAAAUAUGGAGCCUAAAGUACGUAAUUUAUUGGAUCGAUUACGUCAUCAUUUUGGUCGAGACUCUUUUGAAAUUUUAACACAUCCGAUGGUCAAUGGUCAAAUCGUUAAAAUGCCGGACAAUUUGGACUUUGGACACCCAAAGUUUGAGCAAGCAAGAACUUGUUUACUUCAACAGUUUCAAACUACACCAAACACGCGUGCUAUAGUUUUCUGUGAAUAUCGAGAAUCAGUUAUGCUUAUGUAUCGAUUAUUGUUACACCAUGAGCCGCUCCUGAAGCCACGUUAUUUUGUAGGUCAAGGUGGGGGUAAUAUGGGUUCUUUGCGUCCAUUAACACAAAAGCAACAGAUUAAAAUUAUGGAUGACUUUCGAAGUGGCAAAUGUAACAUCCUUAUAGCCACCUCCAUCGGUGAAGAAGGUAUUGAUGUUGGCGAAGUAGAACUUAUUUUAUGCUUCGACAUCAAUAGUUCUAAUCCACAGCGUUUCCUUCAAAGAAUUGGACGAACUGGAAGGAAAAAACAGGGUAAUGUUGUGGUAUUGGUUACCGAAGGCCGGGAACAGCAAAUUUUUAAAGAUGUUUUAGCUCAAAAAGAUUUAACUAAUGGAAGAAUGCUCCAAUCAAUGAUAGUAAACAAAUCAUUAUAUAAGAACUCACCACGAUUGGUCCCUACUGAUGUAGAUCCCAAUGUAAUUCGCAUUUAUAUAAAACCUACUAAAUCCAAGGAAAAGAACAAAAAUUUAAAUUCAGAAAAUAGAGCAAAAGAAAAGUUGGAUAAUCAGGAUUUGAGAAAUUUUUUCAAAAAAAAGGUAACUCCUAAUCCUAACACAAUGUUCACAGAUCCUUCACAGCAUGGUUUAGAGACGCAGCAAAAUCUUGAAAAAUGUUUUAGAAAAAUCGAUGACUAUUUCAAUGCUUUUGAUGACCCCGUGGCAUCUAAUACACAAUUAUUAAGGGGUAUUACAUGUACACAAACAUUUUCUCAUAAAUUAAACUCGUCUCAAAGAAUGAAUCUAUAUAACUCUCAACGUUUUCGUAAUCUAAAAAAAGUUUUUGAGAAAAAUUCACCUUUAAUACCUUCCAAAGAACUUAUUACAAAUCCGAUAGAACAAUUAAAGUCAUCCAAGGUAUCUAAUGAUGGAAAACUUUUUAUUUUGCGCACUCAACCAUCUAUUGUUAGUAAUAUUUUUGAGAAGAUGAAGUUGUUGGAGAUAUUACCAUUGAAACCCGACGAAAUGUCAGACGAAGAAAAAGAUAUCCGACAUUUGUACAACAUUAUUGAAAAACUAUUGGGUGGCAAUCCUUUGACUGUAGAAAUGUUCAUUGAUGAUGCUGAUAUUGAACGCGUAGUUAGACAACGAAUUCAUAGACCUACCUCUGAUUAUGAUGUAAGUGAUAGUGAGUACAAAGAUGUUUGCAAUACAAUAUUCGAUGGAUUGGAAGAACAAGGACUUUUAUGCGAUAAUUUUGAUUACAUACAAGAAGAAUUGAAGAAAACUAAGUUUUAUAAAGAUGCAUAUCCCAAACCAGAAAAUGAUGAUUCUCAACCUAUAUCAUAUUCACCACUGAGAAAUGACGCCGAUUCAAUGGUAUAUGAAACUGUUAUUUUAGAUGAAGAAGCUGAAAUCAGCACAUUUGGUGAAUCUAGCAUAAAUACUGAAUCUAUGUGUCAAGAUAAUUGUCAAUGGAAUGAAUUUACAAUAAAUGCAGGUAACAAGUCGACUCCAGUACAGGGUCCUUUAGCAAAAGCUUUUCAGCGGCAGCUUUCAAAAUUUGGGAACAAAAUUCACACAAAAGGGAAAUCUUUGAAACUGGACGAUAAUUUUGGUACAUAUAACAGCGGAGAUAAAUCAUCUGACGUUAUAACUUUAUCUGAUACAUCAGAUGAAGAUUAUCAGGCAGAAACACAGGCCUUGAUCAGUAGAAGAUCAACAAACUCGGAACCGAAGUAUAUAAAACCAAAUUUAAACAAAUGUUCAAAUAACUGCAAAAAUGUCGCCUUUACUGGUGAUCUUUCUAAGCAGAUUCCUUCAUUAUCAAAUUCAACCCAAAAUGAUUUAGACGUCGAUAGAAAUAAUUUUUUGAAACCAAUUCCUGAAGAAACUCGUGAGGAAUCUGUUGACAACAUUCCUACUUUGCAAUCCAAAAUUGACGAUAGUAGGGCUUUUACGAACCGACCUUUUUACUCCUCAAAUUUCAAUUUAUUUCAAACAGGAAAUAAAUACACUUCUAAAGUGAACUGUAAUUUAGAAGUUUUGAGUUCUAACACCGCCAUAACGCCACCAGAAGGGCUAGCAGGUCCAGCAGAACAAUAUAAAAAUUCAUCAACCCUGUUCUCUCCGCUCCAAAUAGAAGCUAAUGAUUUUUUAAAUACAUCAACUAAUGUCAAGCCAAAUUUAGAAAUGCAGAGUCCUAUAAGACCCAUAACACCACCAGAAAGAUUAUCAACUCAACCAGAGCAAUAUCAAAAAUCACCAACCGUUUACGAAAUGUUCUUAGAAAAUGUGAAAAGGCGUAACGGGAAUAUGCCGGAACAUAUAAAACAUAGCGUUGCCUUCGCAGAAAAACAGGUUCGCAAAGCAUUAUCUUUAUCAACAAUUGAUUAUAGGCAUUUAAUUUCAAAAACAAAUGAAAGUGACAAUGAAGAGUCAAAGGUUUCAUCAUUUAAAACAUCAAAAUGUAAAAAUAUGUCAUCGAGCGAUUCAGGUGAACUGAACGAGAAAGCAGUUGAGUCGGAAACUGAUUGUGAAGAGUUUAUUGAAACACAAAUCCCCCAGCUUUGUACGGAAUCCAUUUCAAACGCACACAGUGGUUCAAGUGUUACUAAUACAAAGGCAGAAGAAGAAUCUGAAACGGAGUGCGAAGAAAUCACUGAAACGCAAAAGGCUGUUGAUUGCUUCCGGUUACGACGGCAAAAUCGUCAUCGUCUGGAUAAUUUUAUUGAUUAUGAGGCUGCAGCUAGUGGAGAUGAAAGUGACGAUGAAUAUAGAGUCAGUCAGUAUGUAAAAGACUCUAUGAUUGUAUCGAGUGAUGAGUUGGAUACAAUAGACGAAAAUGCACCCACAUCUUCUCAGAUGCAAGCACACUAUAUGCAAUCCAUUAAAAGUCCCAAACCUGUGGCUCGUGGUGCUUUCAAAAUUCCGCCCUUCCGGGAGUAUAAUGAUCUCAGUCAAAUUUACUCACAAGUGGCCUCCAUAGAACCUUCCCAGUAUGUUUACGACUCCUUUGUGGUGGAUGAAGAACAUGAUAAAGAAUGUAUGAAAUCGGAAAAUGAAACAUUGAGCCCGCUGGAACGAGCUGAACGUAUUUUAAAAGAACGACAACGUGCACGAAACAAAUUCAAAAAGGUUGGCAAGUUUAAGAAGCGGAAGCGUAUUCACCAGGUUUCCGACAGUUCUGAUGAUGACUUUAUUUUUCUUAAGUAAGAUAACAAAUUUGUAUGUUUUUAAAACUGUUUGAGUAGUAUAAAAGGUAUAUACAUCUGUGCAAAUAUAAUAAUAAACAUAAAAGCUUAGUUUCUCCAACAA